AUGCACAGUCUUACACACUUUUUGCACAAACAUAGUUCUCGAGAGGCUAUUUCCUCUUUAGAAAAGGAUGACAGCGCCGAUAGCUGGUGCUCGACAAUUAGCUCGACAGAUUCUCGUAGUUCCAUACAAAAUGAGCAACACAGUAGAGGCAUUCCAAUUAAUCAACGCACAGGCAAUUGUGCUUACCGGAGUGGACGGUCACCGUACGAAUUUGCUUCAAGUCCUCGUGAUCGAUACCCGAAUUUUGCCAGCUAUUUCCGAGAAGUAAUGGAAGGUCGGGGGUCGCCGUCUCAACAUCAUCAUUUUCAUUCAGGCUCCUACAGAUCGAAACGAAGUGAUGGAGAGAUUUACCAGAUUGGUGUCAAUACGUAUCAGGCACCCAGACAUGACUAUCGUAAUUUUGUCUCGCCUCUAUACAACGACGUCAUGGAUGAUAUACAGGAAAAUGAAUACAGCAAAUGUGAACGUUAUGGAGAGAUCAGCAACACUAAAUUGAGUCAAAUGCCGUAUAAAAACCGAUUUGAUAAUAAGAGUUUCGCACAGAAGUUAGUCGAGAGCUCCAAUGCUCCAAAAGAGAAUCAUUUGCGCGAGAGGCGAGGAUCGGAAUCAAAUGGAAGUAGUCAUCAUAAGCAUAAACAUCAUUCUAUACAAGAAUUGAUUCGGACGUUCAGUAAAAAAGUAGGACACUGGCGUCACGAUCCUAAUGAAGGUCGGCGGGGUUCCUGCGCGGUGCCCUCUGCCAGUAAUGAGCGCGCUAGCGACAGCGACGAAUUUCGAUCCCGUUCUAAAUCACUUGACUGUGAUCACAUGCACAAGGUUUUGAGAAAAUCGGUACUGGAUGACUGUGGCGCUACGUACCAUAUCUUCGACACGAUUGUAAAAGAAGGAGCAUAUUUACGUCGGGCUGCAUCGCAAGAAGCAGAAAAGCGGCGUUCUUCGCUCGGUAAUGUGUCCACGGCACGUCAUCGCGCUUCGGACGCAUUUCUCGAUCCACAUCAUGCUGCAAUAUUGUUUCGGGACUCUAGAGGAUUGCCUGUUGCUGAUCCGUUUUUGGAAAAAGUCAGCCUCUCCGACUUAGAGGAGGAUGAAUCCCAGAUCUUCGUAAAGUUCUUCAAAUUCCACAAAUGCUACGACUUGAUCCCGACUUCUGCUAAGUUGGUGGUGUUCGACACGCAGCUGCUCGUGAAGAAGGCGUUCUUCGCACUCGUCUACAACGGCGUGCGUGCUGCGCCUCUAUGGGACUCGCAACGGCAGAAAUUUGUCGGCAUGCUGACGAUCACCGAUUUCAUCAAGAUCCUGCAAAUGUACUACACCAGUCCUAACAUCACCAUGGAGGAGCUGGAGGAGCAUCGACUUGAGACUUGGCGUCAGGUGCUGAAAGGCUCAGUUGUGCCGUUAGUUUCAAUUGGGCCAGAUUCGUCAUUGUACGACGCAAUAAGAAUGCUUAUUAUUAACCGGAUACAUCGGCUGCCGGUCAUUGACCCCGAAACUGGCAACGUACUAUAUAUCCUUACACAUAAGAGGAUUCUUCGCUUCCUCUUUUUAUAUAUCAAUGAGCUGCCAAAGCCGUCUUAUCUUCAGUGCAAGCUACGCGACCUACGUAUUGGCACUCUAAACGACAUCGAGACGGCCACUGAAGACACUUUGAUUAUUGAUGCACUUCGUAAGUUCGUAAAUAGGAGGGUGUCGGCACUGCCACUGAUUGACACUGAAGGUCGUCUCAAGGAUAUAUAUGCAAAAUUUGAUGUCAUAAAUUUGGCUGCGGAAAAAACCUAUAACAACCUGGACGUAUCGCUAAAGAAAGCCAACGAACAUCGAAACGAAUGGUUCGAGGGCGUCCAAAAAUGUAAUCUGGAUGAAACCCUCUACGAAGUCAUGGAAAGGAUAGUGAGAGCUGAGGUACAUCGUUUGGUUGUAGUGGAUGAAGAAGACAAAGUGAUAGGCAUAAUAUCGUUAUCGGACCUACUGAUGUAUCUCGUACUGCGCCCAACUGGCGAGUGCGAAGGAGCAAGUCUUCGCAACGAGCACGCCUCCAUUGAAGAGAAAGACGAAAGCCCCAGCACCGCCGCAAAGGAUGACGGAAUGGCUGACGAGCUUCAGGAACAACAAAACGACGCUUUGGAAGCAAAAGGGGAAGUUGAUUCUCAAGAUCAUUAA
Molecule: messenger RNA, 2157 nt
Organism: Parnassius mnemosyne (clouded apollo)
Lineage: Eukaryota; Metazoa; Arthropoda; Insecta; Lepidoptera; Papilionidae
Source: the annotation of a GenBank genome assembly